Molecule: messenger RNA, 4691 nt
Organism: Lepisosteus oculatus (spotted gar)
Lineage: Eukaryota; Metazoa; Chordata; Actinopteri; Semionotiformes; Lepisosteidae
Source: RefSeq, a predicted model, not a curated record
AUAAGACGCUUCGCAGUGGUUACCAUAGGAACGAAGUUGCCAUUCUGAUUGGACAACACACCUGCCUAUCUUCUUCGUGUCGCCCCCCUAAUGGGCGGGCUCAAUUUCUCCCAGACAGCCACUGGAAGCAGCUGUGCACCGUGACGGCGUUGAGAAAAAACGUCAGUUGGGAGAGAUGGUGAAGUUUGGUGUCUGGGGCAAUACACUCUGAACAACACACGGCUAAGAGAAGAGCGACUGAAUCUGGGUGUCGUGUUUUUCCGAAGCAGCAGUGACGAGGAGCCGCGACGAUGAAUUAAGGAAAUGAGCUUUGAUUUGGUACCUUGGGAUAUUUCACAGAGAAAAAAGAACUCGUGAUAGAGUGUGAGACUUGAGGACAUUUCAUUCAUCAGGGAUCCUUGCAGUUUUGAGGCACUGCCGGUGUCCAUCUGGGCUGCAGGUCACAUCUUGAACACAAAAUCCAUUAAUGGUUGAAGAGCAGAGCAGCCCUCUACAGAAGAGUCAGCCUCCAAUCCAGCACUGUGCUAGCCCUGAGUAGCAAACCUCCUUCUGCAUGGGUUGGGGCUCAGGUGUGGGAGGAGAGCGGCCAGUUCAAUGAGUCAUCCUUUUCUCCCCUGUUUGGAAAUGGAAUCCCUGAUGCACGCAGAGCUGCAGGACUGAACGGCACGCCGCGCCCUCCAAGAUGGAGAAGAAACGCAGAAAGAAAUGAGAAAAGAACUGAGCCUUUCAACUAGGCCUCUUUAGCAUGGACCAGGCAACAAACACUUGACCUGUUCCCAUCGUUCUGUUAUUUAUCUUUUCUUUUGGAUUGCGCUUAAGUGCGGUGCGUAGCUCCCUUAUGGGAGGGAUGAACUGAGGCCUGCACAGGGCCUUUUGGGAAUACAUAGCGCGGUGUGAAACGCCUUGGGGACCAUGAAGCUCACCGCUGUCUGGCUUUCGGUGCUGUUGGUCCUGCUGUGUGGCAGGAGGCCCCUGGGGACGUGGCCAGGGAGCGCUGCGACCUCACUUGAAGGGCUCCUGUGCCCCAACUGCUCCCACCUCACCCUCAAAGUGGAGUUCUCCUCCACGGUGGUGGAACACGAAUACAUAGUGGCCUUCAAUGGGUACUUCACUGCCAAAGCCAGGAGCCAGUUCAUCUCGAGCGCGCUGAAGGGCUCGAAGGCCGUGGGCUGGCGGAUCGUGCUGCGGGACAACCCGGCCAGCGACUUCCCGAGCGAUUUCGAGGUGGUGCAGAUCCGGCAGUCCGCCCAGGACGGGGUGCUCACGCUUCAGGACCACCCCUACAUCAAGCGAGUCACCCCCCAGCGCAAGGUGUUCCGCAGCCUCAAGUUCACCCACUCAGCUGACCCGCCCGCCCCGUGCAACGACACCCGCUGGACCCAGAAGUGGCAGUCCUCGCGGCCGCUGCGCCGCGCCAGCCUGUCGCUGGGCUCGGGGUUCUGGCACGCCACGGGCCGCCACUCCAGCCGCCGCCUUCUGAGGGCCAUCCCGCGCCACGUGGCGCAGAUCCUGCAGGCCGACAUCCUCUGGCAGAUGGGGCACACCGGCUCUGGGGUGAAGGUUGCAGUGUUUGAUACUGGGCUUAGUGAGAAACACCCACACUUCAAAAAUGUGAAAGAGAGAACCAACUGGACCAAUGAGAAGACCCUGGAUGAUGGGCUGGGCCAUGGCACAUUUGUGGCAGGGGUCAUCGCAAGCAUGAGAGAGUGCCAGGGGUUUGCUCCUGACUCCGAGCUGCACAUCUUCCGAGUGUUCACCAACAAUCAGGUCUCGUACACCUCUUGGUUCCUGGAUGCCUUUAAUUAUGCCAUCUUGAAAAAGAUAGACGUUUUAAACCUUAGCAUUGGAGGACCAGACUUCAUGGACCAUCCUUUUGUUGAUAAGGUGUGGGAGUUGACUGCUAACCGUGUGAUCAUGGUCUCGGCUAUUGGAAAUGAUGGGCCACUGUAUGGCACCCUCAAUAACCCUGCUGACCAGAUGGAUGUGAUUGGAGUAGGAGGAAUUGACUUUGAAGACAACAUCGCAAGGUUUUCCUCUAGGGGUAUGACAACCUGGGAGCUUCCAGGUGGCUACGGCAGGGUGAAGCCGGAUAUCGUCACCUACGGCUCUGGCGUCCGGGGCUCCGGGAUGAAGGAAGGGUGCCGCUCUCUGUCGGGAACCAGCGUGGCCUCGCCGGUGGUCGCCGGAGCCGUCACUCUGCUGGCCAGCACUGUGCCGAACCGGGAGCUGGUGAACCCUGCAAGCAUGAAGCAGGCUCUCAUUGCCUCGGCCCGCAGGCUGCCUGGAGUCAACAUGUUCGAGCAGGGCCAUGGCAAGCUGGACCUCCUGAGAGCGUAUCAGAUACUGAACAGUUACCGGCCCCAGGCCAGCCUGAGUCCAAGCUACAUUGACCUGACCGAGUGCCCGUACAUGUGGCCGUAUUGCUCCCAGCCGAUUUACUAUGGAGGAAUGCCAACCAUUGUUAAUGUCACCAUUCUGAAUGGGAUGGGUGUGACAGGCAGGAUUGUUGACAAGCCUGUCUGGCAGCCCUAUCUGCCUCAGAAUGGAGACCACAUUGAUGUGGCUGUGUCCUACUCCCCUGUGCUCUGGCCCUGGGCCGGCUAUCUCGCCGUCUCCAUCUCUGUUGCUAAGAAGGCAGCAUCAUGGGAGGGGAUUGCCCAGGGCCAUGUGAUCGUCACUGUGGCAUCGCCCGCAGAGAACGAUUCCAGUGUGGGUGGGGAGCUGACUUCGACCGUGAAGCUGCCGGUGAAGGUGAAGGUCAUUCCCACUCCUCCACGCAGCAAGAGGGUGCUGUGGGAUCAGUACCACAACCUGCGCUACCCCCCGGGCUACUUUCCCCGGGACAACCUCCGCAUGAAGAACGACCCCCUGGACUGGAAUGGUGACCACAUUCACACCAACUUCCGGGACAUGUACCAGCACCUGAGGAGCAUGGGCUAUUUCUUGGAAGUCUUGGGGGCGCCUCUCACCUGCUUUGAUGCCAGCCAGUAUGGGACUCUGCUGAUGGUGGACAGCGAGGAGGAGUAUUUCCCUGAGGAGAUCACCAAGCUGCGACGGGACAUUGACAACGGGCUGUCGCUCAUCGUCUUCAGCGACUGGUACAACACCUCCGUCAUGAGGAAGGUCAAGUUCUACGAUGAAAACACCAGACAAUGGUGGAUGCCCGACACAGGUGGGGCCAACAUCCCAGCGCUGAACGACCUCAUCUCAGUCUGGGGGAUGGCAUUUAGUGAUGGCCUGUACGAAGGAGACUUUACCAUGGCUGAUCACGACAUGUACUAUGCCUCUGGAUGCAGCAUUGCGAAGUUUCCUGAGGAUGGAAUAGUCAUAGCCCAGACUCUGAAAGACCAAGGAUUGGAAGUGUUGAAGCAGGAGACUGCCGUGGUGGACAAUGUCCCCAUACUGGGGCUUUACCAGACGCCCUCUGAAGGAGGGGGCAGGAUUGCUCUGUACGGAGACUCCAAUUGCAUAGACGACAGCCACAGACAGAAAGACUGUUUCUGGCUUCUGGACUCCCUGCUGCAGUUCACCUCCUUUUCCACGAUCCCUCCCAGCCUCGCCCACUCCAAGAGCAGACUGCCGCCCCCCACGGGCACAGAACGCCCACUGCCAGAGAGACUGGAAGGAAAUCACCUGUAUCGGUACUCGAAGGUGCUGGAGCCCCACCUGGGAGACCCGAAGCCCCGGCCGCUCCCUGCCUGCCCGCACCUGUCCUGGGCCAAGCCGCAGCCCGUCAACUUGACCGGACCCAGUAACCUUUGGAAGAGCCAGAAACUACUGGCGAUCGAUAUUGAACCUCUGCCCAAUUUUAGGCAGAAUCGCCCUCAAGUGCGCCCUCUGUCCCCUGGCGAGAGUGGAGCCUGGGACAUCCCUGGGGGUAUAAUGCCUGGACGCUAUAAUCAAGACGUGGGCCAGACCAUCCCAGUCUUUGCCUUCCUGGGGGCCAUGGUGGUGCUGGCGUUUUUCGUGGUUCAGAUCACCAAGACCAAGAGCAAGCCGAAGAGGAGGAAACCCCGAGUGAAGCGACCCCAGUUCCUGCAGCCGCCCCACGCGGGCAAGACCCCCACUGUGUGAGCCGCAGGACACCCCCACGGGUCGCCGUGGCUGUGGACGUUUCUAACGGGACUCCGUUCUGCUCCCUCUCGGAGAACACUUCUUCAUCGCGUGCGAAGCUGCAGCCUGUGACCGCAGAGGGUAGAUACUUUGGUCCACUAUUUGGCUGAAAGUCUUUCAGGAUCAAGUUACUCCCAGGAAGCCUUUUCGGGAUGGCACAUGUUCCAUGGCACCUCUCUCUCCUCAAAAACGUUGCUUUGUGUGCAUAUCGGACCUCUUUCUACUGACCAAAAGGAGGAAUCGAGCUGAAGCCCAUGUUUGUUUUUGUAUUUAUUGUUUUGCAUUUGUAAGGGAAUAAUUUUCCUAUUAGGGCUCCUGAAUGAACAGGGUGUGACGGUAUCAAAUUGCAAUGCAUUCUCUGGUUUUAGUGGUGUACCGGUGGGAAAAUAUGCUUUUUUUUUCUUUUUCUAUGUCCUCCAGGCAAGGUUUUUCUUGGUGUUGUCACAAGUCCUUGUCUCUCUUUUUAUAAAAUGGCAUCUACUAUGGCAUUUUGUAAAUAUUCAUCAUGAUUUCACCAUUAUCGGUGGAGCAGGUUUGCAAACUUUUCAAAUAUAUCUUAUCAAGUAUGAAGCUGAAAA